Trypanosoma conorhini is the source of this 606-nucleotide messenger RNA. RefSeq lists its product as uncharacterized. The record is from RefSeq and is a predicted model, not a curated record. The transcript has a single exon. Bases 1 to 606 code for a protein of 201 amino acids. NCBI's taxonomy places the organism in Eukaryota, Euglenozoa, Kinetoplastea, Trypanosomatida, Trypanosomatidae.
AUGGCAGUGGGGCCUGCGCGCCGCGGCGGCGUCUGUGCGUGUGCCCCGCUGCGUGGAUGGCGGCGCGUUGUUUUCCCGCGCCACUCCGCCGGCAGCCGUUACUCCCGCGGCGGGUUUCCCUCUGGCGCCGCGUGGGACGCCUGCGACCAAACGUCGAGGGGCUGCAGGGGGAAUUGCGCCGCCGCGCGAGGGCAAGCUCGGCCGCCGGCCGUGGGCGGCCAGCGUGGCUCCCGCUCGGCUCUGACAGCGCCGGGGCCCUCAGCGCCGUCGUCGCGGUGGUCGCUCGCGCGCGGCCGCUCUUCGCCUGACGCCGUUUGGCGCGGUGUGGGGGCGGCGCCGAUUGUGCGUGGCCGCGCGCGGCGGCAGGAGGCACCGCGGCGCAGUGCUGCCCGGCGUUUCGCUUCCUCCGCGGGACGCCUUCGUGCACGCCGCAUCGCCGCGUCGCCGGCCACGCUGCGCGCCGACGGCUCCGUCGCCCCGCCGGGGCAGUUGGUGGCAACUUCCCUGAUGCGGUCACCGGCUGCUUCACUGAUGUUUGUGGAAUGUGCCCCCGCUGCACAACGCAACACGGCGUGUAUCUGUCCGUGUGAAAGCCGCAAGAGUUAA